This is a messenger RNA of Panicum virgatum (switchgrass), 1972 nucleotides long. Its product is annotated as gallate 1-beta-glucosyltransferase-like. The record is from RefSeq and is a predicted model, not a curated record. The coding region runs from base 328 to 1812 and encodes 494 amino acids. NCBI's taxonomy places the organism in Eukaryota, Viridiplantae, Streptophyta, Magnoliopsida, Poales, Poaceae. The transcript has a single exon. Gene Ontology annotation, molecular function: UDP-glycosyltransferase activity.
UUCCACUGAACAAAGAGAGGAGCCAACUUAGAUCCCUCUAGCUCCGCGACACACACAAGAUAGCCAGCCGUCAUCCAUGGCUGUCACAUGUCAGUCUCUGUCCGUGUGUGCAGCAUCCGUGGUCACCUCGGACGUCAUCACGCUCAGCAGGGCCAUCGUCCUCUCCCAUAUAAAUGUACAGGACCAGUAGCCUUGUACCACUACGUUGCUUAAGGAGUUCGAUCGAGAGCUGAGUCAUCAAGUAGCUUCAGCUCCGAGAAGGCCGACGGCGACCCAGAAGAUCGUGGCCGAUCCGACCCUGGGAGCUCGCGCGCACAGUGCGCGGCCAUGGGUGAGGAAGCGGCGGCCGUGCCCCAUGCCGUGGCGGCGGCGAGCGCCCCGCCGCACCUGGUGCUGAUAUGCUUCCCGGGGCAGGGCCACGUGAACCCCAUGCUCCGCCUGGCCAAGCGCGUCGCGGCCAAGGGCCUCCUCGUGACCUUCUCCUCGCUGGCCAGCGUGGGCGCGAGGCUGGCCGCCGCCGCGGGGGUGUCGGCCGGCGGCGACGGCGUGCCCGUGGGCCGGGGCCGCGUGCGGUUCGAGUUCCUGGAGGACGGCGACCCCGGGCCCGACCUGGACGACCUCAUGCGGCACCUCGACACGGCCGGCCCGCCGGCGUUCGCGGCGCUGCUGCGGCGCCAGGCGGAGGAGGGCCGGCCCGUGGCGUGCGUGGUGGCGAACCCGUUCAUGCCGUGGGCGAGCGACGUCGCCGCCGGCGAGGGGAUCCUGACGGCGGUGCUGUGGGUGCAGUCGUGCACGGUGUUCUCGCUCUACUACCACCACGUGCACGGCCUGGUGGAGUUCCCGCCCGAGGAUGACCCGGAGGCGCGGUUCCGGCUGCCGGGCCUGCCGGAGAUGUCGGCCGCCGACGUGCCGUCGUUCCUGCUCCCGUUCAAGCUCCUCGCCGACGCGAUCAUCACGCAGUUCCGCACCAUCGGGCGGGCCUCGUGGGUGCUGGUGAACUCGUUCGCGGAGCUGGAGGGGGACGUGGUGGCCGCGCUCCCCGGCGUGACGCCGCGCCCGCCGGAGCUCAUCCCCGUGGGCCCGCUCAUCGAGCUCCAGCAGCAGGCGGGCCAGGAGGAGGAGGACGCGGUGCGCGGGGACCUGAUCAAGGCCGCCGACGACUGCGUGGAGUGGCUGGACGCGCAGCCGCCGCGGUCCGUGGUGUACGCGUCGGUGGGCAGCGUGGUGCUGCUGUCCCCCGGCGAGGUCGCGGAGAUGGCGCACGGGCUGGUGUCGACGGGGCGGCCGUUCCUGUGGGUGGUGCGGCUGGACACGCAGCCGCACCUGCCGGCGGGGUUCGUGGAGUCCGUGUCCGGGCGCGGCGCGGUGGUGGCGUGGAGCCCGCAGGAGCGCGUGCUGGCGCACCCGUCGACGGCGUGCUUCCUGACGCACUGCGGGUGGAACUCGACGCUGGAGACGGUGGCGGCGGGGGUGCCCGUGGUGGCGUUCCCGCAGUGGGGGGACCAGUGCACGGACGCGCGCUUCCUGGUGGAGGAGCUCGGCAUGGGCGUGCGCCUGCGGGGCGCCCGGCGGGAGGCCGUGCGAGAGGCCGUGGAGGCCGCCGUGGCGGGGCCCCGCGCGGGGGAGAUGCUCGCGAGCGCCAGGCGGUGGAGCGCCGCGGCCAGGGCCGCCGUGGCGCCCGGCGGUUCCUCGGACGCCCACGUCCAGGCGUUCGUGGACGAGGUGGCGCGCCGGGCGCGUGGCGGCGGAGCGGCUAAGGCCGAGGCCCAGGCGGCCCAGCCUCCUCCCGCCGUCGCCACAGAGGCCUCCUAGCGUCGAGACGUGAUCUCCAGAGGCAGAGAGGGUGCUAGUGCUAGCUAGGGUAAAUGGCGGUAAAAAAAAAGGGAACAGUAAAUAAUUAAUCGUGCGGCUACCGCGAAUUUGAUUUCGUUUUUUCACGGUUUUGCACUGCUCAAUUCGAUUCCAACCAGCA